GGACUGAAUCGUAAUUUUUUAUAAUCUGGCGGGAAUGCCUUUAAGUUCUGAGUUCGUUUAAAAGGCAGUCCCGUCAUCAUUGGCAUUCUUUUUAAUCCUCUUUUAAGUACAUUUUCAAAAGUUUAAUGAAUCCCGUCAGGUGAUUGAGAUCAUGAGAGUCAUGAUAUUUCUGAUGAUUAAAUUGGCAAAAAAAUGCUAGUUGCUUUCCCUUUUCAUUAUUCUACCAAACCAUGGCACGUUCUGUUCGCCUUACCUACACCAAAAGAUACCCACCAAAGCUUCUAUUUAUUUUGCUCCUAAUAUGUGUGCCAAUUUGCAUGAUCACAAUUUACAACCAUGGUGAGAAAGUAUCCUAUUUCUUCCGUCCACUUUGGGACAAACCCCCUCCCCCCUUUAGACGUGUACCUCACUUUUAUGCUGAAAAUGUCUCAAUGGAACAUCUUUGCAAGCUCCAUGGUUGGUCCAUACGCUCACAACCUCGCCGUGUCUUUGAUGGCAUCAUUUUCAACAAUGAGCUAGACAUUCUAGAGAUCAGGUGGCGAGAGCUGGAUCCCGUUGUUACAAAAUUUGUGAUCCUUGAAUCCAACACCACUUUUACAGGCAUUCCAAAACCUCUCUACUUUUCCUUAAACCAAGCCCGGUUUGCAUUUGCUGAGAAGAAGAUUGUCCAUGGUGUACAUCCUGGUCGAAUUGCAUCUCCUGGGACAUAUGAAGACCCAUUUGCUCUUGAAGCAGACCAGCGUAGGACUAUGAAUGGAUUGCUUAUUUUUGCAGGGAUAUCCAAUGAUGACCUACUCAUAAUGUCAGAUGCAGAUGAGAUCCCAAGCCCACACACAGUGAAACUACUGCAAUGGUGUGAUGGGGUGCCACCUGUACUACACCUUGAAUUAAGGCACUACAUGUACUCAUUUGAGUUCCCUGUGGAUUACAGCAGCUGGAGGGCCACAAUGCAUGCUUAUGGCCCUGGUACCCUAUACCGGCAUUCACGCCAAACGGAUCUCAUAUUUGCUGAUGCAGGAUGGCAUUGUAGUUUUUGCUUUCGCCAACUUCAGGAAUUUGUGUUCAAGAUGACUGCUUAUAGCCAUGCAGAUAGAGUAAAGCGAAGGGAAUAUUUAGAUCCUUCUCGAAUACAGAAAAUCAUUUGUAGUGGAGAUGAUCUUUUUGAUAUGCUCCCUGAAGAGUACACCUUUCAAGAUAUAAUUAAGAAGAUGGGCUCUAUACCCCGUUCUGCUUCAGCUGUUCACCUUCCCAAAUAUUUGAUAGAGAAUGCAGGUAACUUUAGUUUUCUUCUGCCUGGGGGCUGUUUACGAGAAUGAACAUAUACUCUUCAACACCUAGAGAUGAGUAAAGAGUAUUUAGAUGUCACACACAAAUGAUAAUUACCCUUCAUCACCCUUUAAUUCUGUUACUUGGAACAUGUAGCAGUGGCACCAUUUUGGUGUUUUUAGUUUUGAUUUAUUUAAACAGUUGGAAUAGAGUUUUCAGAUUCCUUCGGCAA
This is a messenger RNA of Mangifera indica (mango), 1498 nucleotides long. Its product is annotated as beta-1,4-mannosyl-glycoprotein 4-beta-N-acetylglucosaminyltransferase. NCBI's taxonomy places the organism in Eukaryota, Viridiplantae, Streptophyta, Magnoliopsida, Sapindales, Anacardiaceae. Gene Ontology annotation, molecular function: beta-1,4-mannosylglycoprotein 4-beta-N-acetylglucosaminyltransferase activity. Gene Ontology annotation, cellular component: membrane. The record is from RefSeq and is a predicted model, not a curated record. Bases 231 to 1316 code for a protein of 361 amino acids. The transcript is spliced from 2 exons. Gene Ontology annotation, biological process: N-acetylglucosamine metabolic process; protein N-linked glycosylation.